This is a messenger RNA of Epinephelus fuscoguttatus (brown-marbled grouper), 3147 nucleotides long. RefSeq lists its product as uncharacterized. Lineage: Eukaryota; Metazoa; Chordata; Actinopteri; Perciformes; Serranidae. Gene Ontology annotation, biological process: DNA integration. The coding region runs from base 1 to 3117 and encodes 1038 amino acids. The transcript has 2 exons. Gene Ontology annotation, molecular function: RNA-DNA hybrid ribonuclease activity; nucleic acid binding. The record is from RefSeq and is a predicted model, not a curated record.
AUGGUAGCCAUUUUCCAGAUGGAGGAGAAAAGGGGAGCUGGAGCAGCAGAUAAGAACGGAGUCAGCAGAAAGGAACGAGGUCUCCCCAGCAACACCAAUGGCAAUGCUUGCGUCACAUAUAAACAUAAACCGCAGGCAGAGGCAGGCCUCACAGACACAAUUCAGGGACUAUUGGACGCUGGAGUAUUGGAGCAUUCCACUUCCAGUUGGAAUACUCCCAUACUCCCGGUUGAAAAACAAAGUACUGGUAAAUAUCGUAUGGCACAUGAUCUCAGACGUAUUAACGCUGUGGUUAGCACCCCUACAGUUCCGGUACCUAAUCCGUACACGGCUCUCACCGCACUCCUUCCCUCACAUCAGUGGUUCUCUUGUAUCGACCUAGCUAACGCCUUUUUCUGCCUGCCGCUGGCCUCGCACUUACGUGAUAUCUUCUCUUUUACAUACGGUUCUACCCACCUGCGAUACAGUCGUCUUCCACAGGGGUUCAUACUUUCCCCUGGUAUUUUUAACCAGGUGUUGAAAUCUCAACUGAUGGGUUUGUCACUCCCAGACGGUGUGGCAAUUGUACAAUAUGUAGAUGACAUUCUGAUUGCCGCUCCCGAUCCUGCAUCUUGCCUAGAAGCCACCCGGUCCCUCCUACUGCGCCUCUCCGAUUGCGGGUUCAAGGUCUCACGUACCAAGCUACAGUGUUGCCGUCAGCAGGUCUCUUUUUUAGGAAGAGUGAUUUCAGCCAAGGGUACGGCUAUGUCGGCGUCACACAGGUCCACUAUAUUAUCACAUCCCAAGCCACACACUGUUAAAGACAUGCUGUCAUUUCUCGGUCUUACAGGCUACAGUCGCCACUACAUUCCUUCUUAUUGUGAACUUACCAAACCUCUACGGGCUAUGGUCAAUGAGCAAGGAAUGAGAAACCUCUCAGCGCCACUUAAUUGGUUGACAGACGCUGAGGCCCUAUUCAUUCGUCUAAAACAAGAACUGUCUAGUGCUGCAGACUUAGCAAUCCCCGACUACAGACUUCCUUUCUUUCUUGAUGUUUCUGAAAAGGCCUCCUCUGUGUCUGGAGUCCUGUUUCAGAAAAAAGGGGGAGGCAGACAGGUUCUGAUGUAUGUGAGUGUGACUCUCGACCCUAUGGAGGACAGACAACCACCAUGUACUCGACAUGCAGCAGUGGCGAAGAUUUUGCAAAAGGUGGCACACAUAGUGAUGGGUCAUGCACUGACAGUAUUAACAACACACAGUAUAGUGGCAUACGUGAACUCUGCAGCAUUCACUAUGACUUCCCUCAGACAAAACAGACUGGACAGCAUUUUGAGUGCACCACACAUCACUUACACACACGACGGCAUAAACAUGGCAGAAGGGAUCAGAGAAGGUGAGCCGCAUACAUGUGAGGAAAGAGUUAAAAAAGACACAAAGGUGAGAGACGGGUUAUACGUUGAACCACUGCUGCAUGCUCAGGAAACAUUAUUUACAGACGGUUGCUGCUUCAAACACCCACAGGAAGGACUGAAAGCAGCCUAUGCAGUGGUACGCAGAAAGGGUGAGAUGUUUGAGGAAGUGAAGGUAGGGCGAGUGACAGGAAAAGAGUCAGCACAGGUAGCAGAGCUGCAGGCAAUGAUCGCAGCGUUAGAGUGGGCAGAGAAUAAAGUUGUAAAUAUUUAUACAGAUUCAGCUUAUGUAGUGGGAGCCAUCCAUGUAGAAAUGAUUCAGUGGCUCCGAGCGGGGUUCCUUACCGCAGCAGGCACCCCUAUUAAACAUGAGAAAGAAAUGAGACAGCUGUUGAAUGCAUUGCAGAAACCGAAAGAGGUAGCUAUCAUGAAGUGUAAAGGCCAUGACAAAGGUACUUCUAUGAUAGCGAGAGGUAAUGAAGCCGCGGAUUUGGCGGCCAAAAGAACAGCUGGAUAUGUUCCUCAAUACGUGAUGGUACAGACUGAACUGAUUCAUGAUAUGUUACCACCAUGUGAUGUAAAUAUGAUAAAGAAGGAACAGGAAAAGGCAACACCAGAGGACAGACAGCUUUGGGUGGAGAGAGGAGCACUGUCUACAGAAGGAAUAUGGCGGGCUCCCGAUGGGAGACCUGUGUUGCCUCCUAGCCUAGCGUCCACCUUGAUUGCAGAAGCCCAUGGGCUCACACAUGUAGGAAAGACACAGACUUUGAGAAAUCUUACUCACUGGUGGCAUCCACAUCUACCUGGAUUGGUAGAAAGACAUAUAAGAGACUGUGAGGUGUGUACCACCUAUAAUGUGAGACCCACCAUGAAACCACGUGAGGGGAAAUUUCCUCUCCCCAGGUAUCCUGGCAGAGAAAUCAUAAUUGACUAUACGGAUAUGGGUGAUAGAGUCCGUGGGUAUCGCUAUCUCUUGGUGGCGGUGGAUGCAUACACUGGCUGGCCAGAGGCAAUACCCACCAAGGCAGAAGAUGCCAAGACAGUGGUUAAGUUUUUGAUUAACCACUAUAUCUCCUUUCAUGGGUUCCCUGCCAGGAUACGCACAGACAAUGGAACUCACUUUAAGAACAAAGACUUGAGAGGGGUAGAGAAGCUGUUGGGGCUCCAACAUGCUUUUGGAACUGUAUAUCACCCUCAGUCUCAGGGGAAGGUGGAAAGAAUGAACCAGUCCAUCAAGGCAAAAAUUGGCAAAAUUAUGACCUCUACAAAGAUGAACUGGGUGGACAGCCUGCCAUUGGCACUGCUGUCAAUUCGCAGCUCAGUGAAUACAACUACAGGAUUCACUCCUUUUGAGCUGCACACAGGGCGCCAGUUUCCGGGACCGGGAGCUGGAAUUGCUAGCAAUGAGAUAAGUGACAUACCUGUGCAGUAUAAACCAUAUUAUGACCAACUAAAAGCUUUGGUGUCAGCUUUCUCACAACAGGUAGGACACCGAGAGGGCGAGGAAAACAAGGAGCUGGAGGCCCCUACCUCUGAGUGGGUGCUCCUGAAAGUUUUCAAAAGGAAGUGGUCCGAGCCCCGGUGGUCCGGACCGUACAAAGUGGUGGAGAGGACAUCUCACGCAGUGAGGUUGAGAGGAAAGGGCGACACCUGGUAUCAUUGGAGCCAGUGUGCAGCAGCUGAGUCCCCGGUGAGGACAAGGAGACAGUGUGAGGAGGAAGGUUUGUAGUAUCAACACCUGCGGAAAGGCAGCACCAGG